This is a messenger RNA of Echinococcus granulosus, 885 nucleotides long. RefSeq names its product cell adhesion molecule. NCBI's taxonomy places the organism in Eukaryota, Metazoa, Platyhelminthes, Cestoda, Cyclophyllidea, Taeniidae. The coding region runs from base 1 to 885 and encodes 294 amino acids. The record is from RefSeq and is a predicted model, not a curated record. The transcript has 5 exons.
AUGCUGCAUCGAUUGUGGAUCUAUCCUCUCUCCUUCCUCUUUCUCCCCCUCCUCCACCUCCUACUCACCGUUACCAUCCACUGCCAUGAAAUCUCCUUGGAUCGUCGGAAACGAACUCUCUCCGCUCCCGUUGAUUUUUCCCAUCUCUCUCCACCCCGAAUAACGCCAGAUCUGCCUCCAUUACUGCGUUUCUUUGAUCACACCGGUGCACAGGUUCGCUGUCAGGCGACAGGUAACCCACGACCUUCCGUCAAAUGGCUGGUGGCCACCAACUUCAACGGGAAUGUCAACAAUGACUCGGAACUACUGGAACUGGGGUUCUCUGCGUAUGCUCGCGACGCCCAGUCGAUGGACAGCCAAUUAAGAGGUGCUGCUGCGGAUGACUAUCAUCUCUACGAUCCAAAGUCGCGGGAUCUGGUGCCGAUUGGUGCUAUGGCACCACCGGUGAUGUAUCCCAACCAAUACGUGAUCGAUGAUGGUUGGUUGAAUUUCACUGCAACCCCACGCUCAUCGACCCUUAGGAUGGUGUUCUUUUGCGAGGCUGAAAAUAGCUUAGGACGGACACGGUCCCGAAAAAUGGUUAUUCAUCAGGUUCCCGUGCCAGACGAAAAUUUGCGGAUAAAGUAUCACACAUUUCCUGUGAAACCGGGCCAAAAGGCGGUGAUUCGAUGCCAGCCAGAGCAGGAGAUAUUCAACCGAUUUCUCAAAGUCAAGUAUUGGGAGGUCUUUCGCAAUGAUUCUCUAAUUGCCACUGUUACUCACUCAAGUAGGUCAUUUGUCUUUCAGGCAGCGUUAAAACUAAAAUUUACUAACACUCUAGAGGGGGCAAUGGCAGAUUUUUGCGACCUCAAUUUUGAAAAGGGCACUCGUAAACAGAAAGAAUAA